UGUUUUUGGACACCUUGAGUCGAACUGUCCUUUACAUUUCCCCCGCUCUCUCCUAUUGGCUACUAUCAUGCCUAAAGAUUGUGUGUGGGGCGGUCUUACCAAUUACCACUAAUACUUAGUUUCUCUGCAUGGAUGACAGAUGAUCACCACAGUUCACUGUGAGGAGGAUGGCGGAGGAGCUGCACCCAGACGAGCACUGGUACAGGUGCAUCUCCAGUUGGCUUCCAUCUUGGUGCCCCACCUCCCUCUCUCAGCUAAAGGAUGCAGAGGACAAAAUGCUCAAGGCUGUGAAGACCCCAUUCUCCAGGCAAGAUGUCCCGAUAUCCAAUGGCAACUAUGUCUGGACCAUAGCCUUCAACGCCAAAGGAUAUCCCUCACUCUCCCCCCAGCCCCAGUCUAAGCCCCAGUCUCAUCCCUCUUCUCCCCAGCACCAGUCUAAGCCCCAGUCUCAUCCCUCUUCUCCCCAGCCUCAGUCUAAGCCCCAGUCUCAUCCCUCCUCUCCCCAGCCCCAGUCUAAGCCCCAGUCUCAUCCCUCUUCUCCCCAGCCUCAGUCUAAGCCCCAGUCUCAUCCCUCCUCUCCCCAGCCCCAGUCUAAGCCCCAGCCUCAUCCCUCUUCUCCCCAGCACCAGUCUAAGCCCCAGCCUCAUCCCUCCUCUCCCCAGCCCCAGUCUAAGCCCCAGUCUCAUCCCUCCUCUCCCCAGCCCCAGUCUAAAUCCCAGUCUCAUCCCUCCUCUCCCCAGCCCUCUCUCCAGCGCCGUCCCCGUCCUCCGCUGGUGCUGCUCCAUGGGUUUGGGGGUGGUGUGGGUCUGUGGGCUCAGAACCUGGACUCUUUGUGUGGCAGUGGAGCCGUGUAUGCCCUGGAUCUGCUGGGGUUUGGUCGGAGCAGCAGGCCCCUGUUCAGCGUGGACCCCCAGGGGGCAGAGGAGCAGUUCCUAGGGGCCCUGGAGGAGUGGAGAGACACGGUGGGCCUGGAGGAAAUGAUCCUGCUGGGACACAACCUGGGAGGAUACCUGGCUGCUGCUUACACACUUAAACACCCACACAGGGUGAAACAACUGAUCCUGGUGGAGCCAUGGGGGUUCCCGGCCCGCCCAGAGAGCAUGGAUCAGGAGAAGUCUAUCCCAGUGUGGAUCAGAGCCAUGGGGGUCGUCAUGAGUUCCUUCAACCUCCUGGCUACACUAAGACUGGCUGGACCACUGG
This is a messenger RNA of Oncorhynchus gorbuscha (pink salmon), 1200 nucleotides long. RefSeq names its product 1-acylglycerol-3-phosphate O-acyltransferase ABHD5-like. Gene Ontology annotation, biological process: positive regulation of triglyceride catabolic process; negative regulation of triglyceride storage. Gene Ontology annotation, cellular component: lipid droplet. The record is from RefSeq and is a predicted model, not a curated record. Lineage: Eukaryota; Metazoa; Chordata; Actinopteri; Salmoniformes; Salmonidae. The transcript has 4 exons. The annotation marks the transcript as partial.